Propithecus coquereli (Coquerel's sifaka) is the source of this 2826-nucleotide messenger RNA. RefSeq names its product SWAP switching B-cell complex 70kDa subunit (gene SWAP70). Gene Ontology annotation, cellular component: nucleus; cytoplasm. The record is from RefSeq and is a predicted model, not a curated record. The coding region runs from base 86 to 1843 and encodes 585 amino acids. NCBI's taxonomy places the organism in Eukaryota, Metazoa, Chordata, Mammalia, Primates, Indriidae. The transcript is spliced from 12 exons.
AGGUGACCUCGCGGCUGGCGGUGGCGGCGCAGGCUGAGGGGCGGCGGAGGCGCUGAGGGGCAGUCGGGGCAGCAGAGCCACGGCCAUGGGGGGCUUGAAGGACGAGCUGCUCAAGGCCAUCUGGCACGCUUUCACCGCGCUCGACCUGGACCACAGCGGCAAGGUCUCCAAGUCUCAGCUCAAGGUCCUUUCCCAUAACCUGUGCACAGUGCUGAAGGUUCCGCAUGACCCCGUUGCCCUUGAAGAACACUUCAGGGAUGAUGAUGAAGGGCCUGUCUCCAAUCAGGGCUACAUGCCAUAUUUGAACAAGUUCAUUUUGGAAAAGGUCCAAGACAACUUUGACAAGAUUGAAUUCAAUAGGAUGUGUUGGACCCUCUGUGUCAAAAAAAACCUCACAAAGAACCCCCUGCUCAUUACAGAAGAAGAUGCAUUUAAAAUAUGGGUUAUUUUCAACUUUUUAUCUGAGGACAAGUAUCCAUUAAUUAUUGUGCCAGAAGAGAUUGAAUACCUGCUGAAGAAACUUACAGAAGCUAUGGGAGGAGGUUGGCAGCAAGAACAAUUUGAACAUUAUAAAGUCAACUUUGAUGACAACAAAGAUGGCCUUUCUGUGUGGGAACUCAUUGAGCUCAUUGGAAACGGACAGUUUAGCAAAGGCAUGGACCGGCAGACAGUGUCUAUGGCGGUUAACGAAGUCUUCAAUGAGCUUAUAUUAGAUGUGUUGAAACAGGGGUACAUGAUGAAAAAAGGCCAUAGACGGAAAAACUGGACUGAACGCUGGUUUGUACUAAAACCCAACAUAAUUUCUUAUUAUGUGAGUGAGGAUCUGAAAGAUAAGAAAGGAGACAUUCUCUUGGAUGCAAAUUGCUGUGUAGAGUCCUUGCCUGACAAAGAUGUAAAGAAAUGCCUUUUUCUUAUAAAAUGUUUCGAUAAAACCUUUGAAAUCAGUGCUUCAGAUAAGAAGAAGAAACAAGAGUGGAUUCAGGCCAUUCAUUCUACUAUCCAUCUGUUGAAGCUGGGCAGCCCCCCGCCACACAAAGAAGCCCGCCAACGCAGGAAAGAACUCCGGAAGAAGCUGCUGGCCGAGCAGGAGGAGCUGGAACGACAGAUGAAGGAGCUCCAGGUGGCCAAUGAAAACAAGCAGCAGGAGCUAGAGACCGUGAGAAAGAAACUGGAAGAAGCAGCAUCUCGUGCAGCAGAAGAGGAAAAGAAACGCCUUCAGACACAAGUGGAACUGCAGGCCAGGUUCAGCACAGAGCUGGAGCGAGAGAAGCUUAUCAGACAGCAGAUGGAAGAACAGGUUGCCCAAAAGUCCUCUGAACUGGAACAGUAUUUGCAGCGAGUACGGGAGCUUGAAGACAUGUACCUAAAGCUGCAGGAGGCUCUUGAGGACGAGAGACAGGCCCGGCAAGAUGAAGAGGUGGUGCGGAAGCUUCAGGCCAGGUUGUUGGAGGAAGAGUCUUCGAAGAGGGCUGAACUGGAAAAAUGGCACUUGGAGCAGCAGCAGGCCAUCCAGACAACUGAAGCGGAGAAGCAGGAGCUGGAGAAUCAGCGUGUCCUGAAGGAACGUGCCCUUCAGGAGGCCAUGGAGCAGCUGGAGCAGCUUGAGUUAGAGCGGAAACAAGCGCUUGAGCAGUACGAGGGAGUUAAAAAGAAGCUGGAGAUGGCAACUAAUAAGACCAAGAGCUGGAAGGACAAAGUGACCCAUCAUGAAGGAUUAAUUCGACUGAUAGAACCAGGUUCAAAGAACCCUCACCUGAUCACUAACUGGGGACCUGCAGCUUUCACCCAGGCAGAACUUGAAGAGAGAGAGAAGAACUGGAAAGAGAAGAAGACCACAGGGUGACUGCCUGUGACGAAGUCACAUCAGUUGUGUAGAUACUGCAUGGCAGGAGAGCUUUAUGCUAAAGACAAAAAUGGGCUUUGCUGCUUUUAACUCUUCUUCCUUCAGUGCCUCUAAUUGGGUCAGUAUCCUAAGGAAGCCUUCCUAUUUAUCUUCCUGAAAAGAGAGAGAAAAGGCAAUAUUGUCAGGCUCUUUACUUUCUUUGAACCUUGCUUCAGCUUCUGAAAAUUACCUUUUAGUUCUCUCAGAUUCUUCUCCGAAUGAGGCAGUGCGCAGACAGCACAGUCAACUCCAUCAUCUGCAGCACUGGAGGGGUGUGGGGCAUAGGUGCUCAGUAUCGUUGGACAAUCAGAACCUCUUUGGACUGGGUGUCAGCUUUUUCCUUUGGCAGAAUGUUUCCUUCUCCAAGUAUGUGUUUUUAAACUAGAUUGGCCAGUCUGCUUGCCAUUCCAUUCCAGUUGACAUGAAACGCCUUUGACCACUGGUGCUCUGAUAGAGCAGUCACGGAGCCACUGCCUUUCCUGGUUGCCCUUCUGCAAUGUGAUCUGGACAGUGGAGGUUUUCUAGCUUCUCCUAAGAUACUUCUUCCCUGGCUUGUAUCGUUCCCAUCUCCUUUCCCCUCACCUCAAAGGAAAACAUCCCUUCGCUCAUUACUCUCAACCUACUUUUCUCUCUCGUUCUCUCUUGUACUCUCUCUCUAGCAAAUGAUGUGCUACCAAGUAUAUGCCAGGCUGUGAGAGGAUUAUGUUAAGGAGUAGAAAAGCUAAUUUGAAAUAAAAAUUAUUUGGAUAAUUUAUAAAGCAGAUUAUAUAUGGACAAUGGGAGGUUGACCGUAUGUCUGCUAGAUUCAAAACGUCAUGAAGAUCAUGGUGUGUCAUUACUGAGCCAUGAUAUUAACCUUUGUUAGGUGGGCAGCUUUUCUGCCUUUUCCCUCCCUCCAUGGGUGACAGUAGAGGAACUAUCCAAUAAAAAUAAAUGUAACAGGG